UAAGGCAGACACACAUUUUCUCUCAGAUUCUCUAUCAUCAUUGUGCUUCCUCAGUUUUCCACUCAGUUUUUUUGUUGCUCCAGUUUUUCCAAGCUUAAGGCUACUCAUCAUUCUUUUGUACAAAUUAUUUGUCUCAUUCACCUUCACCAUUAUACAUCUCCAUACUCCAUCCUUUUUAAUCUCCUUCUUUACCAUUUCAUAUAUAUUGCCAUUUGCACUUGUCCUUUCCCAUCCCUUUCUCUCUGAACUCUUUAUUGUUUUCAUCCCGGUCUCAUCUCCACUUCACUUCACUGCCUCUCAGUUCUUUUGUUUUUAUGUUCUUUCUUCAAUGGAGGCUGAGGCACUUUACAGUUUCAGAGCGACUGAAUGUGAUGAGAUCAGUUUCCAGAAGGGUGACAUCUUGAAGGUGACAAACAUGGAUGAUGAUCCGAACUGGUAUACGGCUGAGCUGUUUGGUAGGCGGGGCUAUGUACCGAAGAACUAUAUCAAUGUAAGACCUCACACGUGGUUUGUGGGUGGAAUUUCACGACAGGCCGCAGAAAACCGUCUGAGACCACUGGAGUGUGGAGCGUUUCUCAUUAGGGAGAGCGAGAGCACACCGGGAGAGUUCUCUGUGUCUGUCAGUUACGGGGACCACGUGCAGCACUUUAAGGUUUUGAAAGAUGGACUAGGGCAGUUCUUCAUAUGGGAUGAAGUCUUCAGCUCCCUCAACCAGCUGGUGGACUUCUACAAAAUCAACAGCAUUGCCAAAGAGAGAACUGUCUUCCUGAAAGAGCCUGAGGGAUCAUUAGCUAGGCCACGUCAUGCCCAUGCCCUCUUUGACUUCACAUCUAAUCAUGCGACUCAUCUACGUUUCUUGCGCGGUGAUGUCAUCGACCUGCUCGACUGUUCGGAUGCUCAGUGCUGGAGGGGGCGGUGCCGUGGAAGAGUGGGCGUAUUUCCACCAGAGUAUGUGCAGCCAAUUUAUCACUGAAUUUCAGCUAUGUGUGUCACCACCCUGUACAGUUAAACAAACUGGAUGAGAGCCCAAGACAUAUUCAUCAGUCACACAUAUUCUUCAUAAAUCUGAAGGUAAACUAAACCUUAGUCAUCGAUGUUUGGUGCAUUAAAGUUUUUAAGGUUUGAAUUUAACCUUUGCCCAUCAUCUUUUUUGUUGACCACUUUGAGAAGGCGAAUUAGAAAUCAGUUAUAACUUGUGAGCAAACCAGUUUUGUUACACCUUUAGUGAACAUAAACAGUUGCUUCCUGUUUAUUCUUCUUUCAAAUAUUUUAAAGUCUUUU
Carassius auratus (goldfish) is the source of this 1281-nucleotide messenger RNA. RefSeq names its product GRB2 related adaptor protein b (gene grapb). The coding region runs from base 329 to 973 and encodes 214 amino acids. The transcript is spliced from 5 exons. NCBI's taxonomy places the organism in Eukaryota, Metazoa, Chordata, Actinopteri, Cypriniformes, Cyprinidae. The record is from RefSeq and is a predicted model, not a curated record. Gene Ontology annotation, molecular function: protein binding.